GGCUCGUCAGUGCCUCAACAGACUCCGGAAUGUAGGCAGGGCAGUGCUGUGUGACCGUCCCGCUGUUCCCUGAUUGUUGAGAAUCAUUGUCCGGGUCUGUCUUCCAGCGAUUCAGGUUCAAGGUUAAGGCGCAAGGCAUCAACAGACCCAAUUCGUAAGGGAGAAACAGGAACAGGCGCCGACACCUGUCUGGAGAUGGCGGGGAACUGCGGCUGGUCGUUGUCGGAAGACGCUGUGCUCCACAUUUUCGUCGUCUACUGCUGUUUCUUCUGCAUCGUUGGCAUCAUAUGUAAUGUUGUGGCGCUGUGGUGCGUGGCGCGCUGCCACCGCACCAUCACUCCCGUCAAGGUGAUCCUGGGCGCGAUCUUCUCCUGCACGCUGCUCAUAUGCCUCGUGGAGCUCCCCUUCAUGGCGCACGUCUUCCUCGCUGACCUGCGCUGCGACGAGGAGGUUCCAAAGACGGUCGAGGAUGGCGUCAUCAUCACCUGCGUCAUCAUAAACAACAUGGAACUCUUUUACAUCUCCAUAAUGGCGCUCCUCAGAGCUCGGGCGGUGUGGGCGCCGGGUCGGGGCCCCGUGAAGCUGCGCACGGCCGUCGCUCUGGUAGUGGGGGUUGGACUCUACAGCUUAUUCAUGCUUAUGGUGAUACAUGUAACGAUAUGGACGCAGGACUUACACAUCCGCUCGGACAAUGUCCUGGAGAUAGCCUACUGCGUGGUGCACUACUUCCUGCCCGUGCUGCUCACCCUCGUCUGCUACCUGUCGACCAUCGUGGCGGUGAGACGUAACCAGCGUAACCUGCCCAGCGGUCAGCCCACGGCUGCGGUGGACGAAGUGACGCGGGCAAUGCUGGCGGUGUUCCUCAGCAACCUGGUCUCCGUCCUCCCAUUCUCCAUCUAUGCCAUCCUGCCCUUGGACACCGACAUCCUCACCACCGGCAUAAUGAACAUGCUCUAUUACACGCAUCUGUUCGUCGACCCGCUGGUGUUUGUGUGCUUCAUCAGACACCACCGGAGGCGCGUCCUGCACGGCCUCAAAUUAUGCCUCGGCCGCCCUCCUGGAGAGGAAGACGGGUCAACCCUCGAGUCACAGGUCACUAAGUCGCCCUCUGCCCUAUGCGUCCCGACGAGGGGUGAGGUAAAGCCUCAGUAGAAUGCUUGCUGACGAUUUUUAAGUGGAAGGAAAGGAGGUUGUGGAGGAGAACAGCGCGGAGGAGUGGAGGGGAAUAGAGGAGAGAAUAGAGGAAGUGAGGGUAACACGCGCGAAAAGAAGAGAGUGAAGGAGAAAAGAAGGAAAUCCACAGCAGAACCCACAGUAAAGAAGACACAUAAGACUGUGAUACAGCGGACGGUUGGACGAAACUUGUUGGCGACAUAUGCCGUUGAUCAGUGCCUCGGCCCUGGCAACAACUCCAUGGCAGAAGAAACACAAAAAAAAUAUAAUAAAUCGCUCGAAGAAUGGUGAGUAUGUUUUAGCUGAAUAAACAUCGGGAAAAAAGCAAAUUACUACGUGGGUGAAUGGCUGUUUAAAUCUUGCAUCAGAGGAGAAACAGGUAAAAAUAUGUGGUGUUUAAAUACUACGAAGGAAGAUUACAGGUGACGUUAAUAGAUAGAUAGAUAGGUAGACAGAUAAUUAGAUGGAGAAAGAGAGGCGGAAUUAUAUAUAUUCGAGAUGUCACAGGUACGCUUAUAAUAAUACUUCUGAGUCAGACUUAUGUUCCUGAUGACUUUGAAGAGGAAGAAUAAAAAGAAGAAAAAUA
This is a messenger RNA of Eriocheir sinensis (Chinese mitten crab), 1759 nucleotides long. RefSeq lists its product as uncharacterized. Gene Ontology annotation, molecular function: G protein-coupled peptide receptor activity. The transcript is spliced from 6 exons. Gene Ontology annotation, cellular component: membrane. NCBI's taxonomy places the organism in Eukaryota, Metazoa, Arthropoda, Malacostraca, Decapoda, Varunidae. Bases 196 to 1152 code for a protein of 318 amino acids. The record is from RefSeq and is a predicted model, not a curated record. Gene Ontology annotation, biological process: neuropeptide signaling pathway.